This is a messenger RNA of Actinia tenebrosa (Australian red waratah sea anemone), 1864 nucleotides long. RefSeq lists its product as uncharacterized. The record is from RefSeq and is a predicted model, not a curated record. Gene Ontology annotation, molecular function: DNA-binding transcription factor activity; protein dimerization activity. Lineage: Eukaryota; Metazoa; Cnidaria; Anthozoa; Actiniaria; Actiniidae. Gene Ontology annotation, biological process: regulation of DNA-templated transcription.
UCAACUAAGAGCAUUUUAAAUACUCCUUUGGAGAUUUAUAGCAAUAAGUUUGGAAGUUAAGCUCUAAAGAGUACAACUUGUAUUCUUUACUGCGUACAAAGUCGUGUUUAUCUGACGAAUAGGGUAAAAAGAGCAAUUGUUCUUUUUGUACGCUUUUUUAGCGUAGGCAUUCAUCUACUGACGCAUAAAGGAAUAUUUGCAUUUCUUUAAGAAUAUAAAGACCGGGCUUUAAAAGGACAUAGGGUCAUUUAAGCUACGACUAGUGCAGGGUUGUAGUACAUAUAUGAUAUAUUAGACACAUAGACGCGUAGAGACUAGAACAACUGAACUGUGAAGAAACGCUUUUAAUAAUGGAUUUGAAGAAAGUUACCUUACUAGGUGACUCGCCUACUUAUCUUCCUGAUGAAGAAGUCUUGUUCUUCCCUUGUUCAGAGAGUACGGUUUGGAACGGACUUACAUUUGCAACUCCUCCUUUGUCUCCAGUUGAUACAGCUUCAAGCGACAAGGAAGUCAUUACACACUUAUCAAGUAUUCGUGACGAGCUUCCUGACGAGCUGUUUUCAAACACGAGAGCAAAUAGCUACGGGAGAUCUGAGUCGCCGGCUAUUUUGAACGACAUUAUGUGGAAUGAGGCCAGUCAACGAGCUAAAAGACCCGACUCCGCUAUGGAUAUAGAUGUACGUUUCCAUCUUAAUUCAACUCCCAUAGCAUUUGAACAGCCGAUAGCCAACACAUUUGUGGAGAGUGAGGAGUUUUUUUCAUUCUCGUUACUUGAAUCACACGAAGACGAUGAUGGCAGUGAUAGACAUGACGAAAACAUCGCUUCAAGUCCAUUCCAAGACAUAUCCGAUUCAGAGGAAGAAAUAGAUGUUGUAACCAUACAGACAUGUUCUAAACAAGAAAGCAAGAAAUUAAUACGAGGGAAGUGUAUAUCUACUAAACAAGAUGACCCUGAACCUCUAGUAAAGAAUGUCGAAACUACCCAGCUAAAACCAAAAAUAAUAUCACAAAAAAGCAAAGACAAGAAAGAAGACAGUUCGACGUCAGACAGCGACUGCGAAAACACACGAAUCUCGCACAACGACUUGGAACGAAAGCGACGCAACGAGCUGCGAAAUCGUUUUAAUGCUCUGAGAGAAAGCGUUCCAUCUUUGAUGAACAACGAGAAAGCUGCAAAAAUAACAAUACUAAGGAAAGCAUACGAACUUGUCGCAGCUGCAGAGAAAGAAGAGAAAAGAUUGAUCAAAGAGAAAGUCCUUGAAAGACAAARAAAUGCUGAACUUCUGAGGAAAAUUGUCAAACUAACCAGAGCGAGUAAACGAAGAUAACGUAAGGCCACGCAGAACUGGACUUCCUUCUGAGUGCAGGGAGUGCAGGGAAAAAUUUUUAUGCAAACAAGUAAGCUGAAAAAAACUGACAAGCAACGUAUUUUACAGGAUUUACAUAUGAAUAAAACGUCAUCAGUAUUGCGACAUUGCAAAUAAUUUUCAAGUCAUAUGUAUAUAUAUAUAUAUAUAUAUAUAUUUAAUUGUAAAUAUUAUAUAGCCUGAGAAAGAAAAACUAAAAUUACGCCAUUCUAUGCAUAUGUUAGUCGCCAACUGCACAAGCUGAAAUUUCGUCAUCCUAARAAUAAUGAUUUUGCGACCAAUAUUAUCUUGAAAGUGGAAACACACAAAMUUACCCAUAAUCCUUAUCGGCCGCAGUUUUGUUAGCUUUCUUGGUUGCUAACUGAUAUAUGAAUGUCUGUUAGAUUUUUUCAAUGCAUUAUAAUAGAAUCCUAAGGGAUUUUUUUUGUCAAACUUAUACAUUGAUGAAGCUAUCAUAAUGGGCUUUAUAAAUAAGGGACAUGUAUAUACAUAUAAAA